Molecule: messenger RNA, 936 nt
Organism: Microthlaspi erraticum
Lineage: Eukaryota; Viridiplantae; Streptophyta; Magnoliopsida; Brassicales; Brassicaceae
Source: the annotation of a GenBank genome assembly
AUGGUGCCGUCGUCGCUCUCAACAGAAGGGCCUAGGGUUAAGUAUACCGAGGAGGAGGUGUUUGGCAAGAGUGUUCUACUUGGGUUGGGGUACUACAGCAGAAGUGAACAUAUAACGAUUUGCAAUGCUCCUCCGUAUUCUCCUUGUCCUGUUUUAGUCAGCCUUUAUGCUGCCAUGGGCCUUCAUGGUUACAAUUUGCUCCAGGGGAAAAAAUUGAAGUUUAGUCGUGUGCUUGAGUACAGCAAAACCAGGGGUCCUCCUGCAGCUUCCACUUACCGCAUGGCCUUGGAUGCCAUAGAUCCAUGUCUGAAUUUGGUUCGAAUUUUUGAGACUUGUGUGUCUGAACUAACUUAUGGCCAAUUCUCUUUGAGGUGCAAUUUUGUUAUACCCCAUGGGGAGACCAGGAAAAUCUAUAACAUUGGAGACGAAGUCACGAGUAGCAGGGAAGCGGCGAGGGAAUACAAUCUCAGUGGUUGCAUGCCUGUGAUGCCGCCACUGGAUCCUUUCCAAGAUACUAACCGUUUUUACUUGCUGAACAAGUCGGAGGUGGAAGAGAAUGAGUGGGUUCGUAUGUAUCUGGAUCUUGCAUUUGCCGCAACUCAUAGGGCCACCUCUAAAAGUCCUGAUCUCUCCAAGCUCAAGAUUGUCCAAGUUGCUGUCUCUAUUGAUACUAGUGAUGAGGAGGGACCUGGACCUGGACUUUGUCGCCCCACUAAUGCAGUUUUCUACAUAAGGCACAUGGACCGGAGCAAGGCUCGGGUUAAGAAGAAGGAUGUUGAUCGCAUUGCUAUCGUCAGAAGAAUCUACAAUCACCGGACCGGAUGCUUCAGUCUCGUCGGUCAGAUCCUCAGCUCUCAAACUAUACCAAAACCAAUAACUGAUGAGAUUCCGAGUCUCCAGAGCUCGCAAACUAUACCUAAACCUAAGGAUGAUUAG